Molecule: messenger RNA, 399 nt
Organism: Penicillium soppii
Lineage: Eukaryota; Fungi; Ascomycota; Eurotiomycetes; Eurotiales; Aspergillaceae
Product: Nonribosomal peptide synthetases (NRPS)
Exons: 1
Coding region: 1-399 (132 amino acids)
Biological process (GO): secondary metabolite biosynthetic process; amino acid activation for nonribosomal peptide biosynthetic process
Cellular component (GO): cytoplasm
Molecular function (GO): phosphopantetheine binding
Source: RefSeq, a predicted model, not a curated record
AUGACUCAAUUGCAUCGUUGGAAUAAGGAAGUUCCUCAAACAGUGGAGAUGUGCGUUCAUGAUCUCAUCGAGCAGCACAUAGUGGCGCAACCUGACAGAUCCGCUAUCGCUGCAUGGGACGGUGAUCCGAGCUAUAGAGAGAUGGGGCAUUUAUCUGACAUUUUCGCACUUCACCUCGCAGAAUACCGGGUUGGGCCGGAAGAUUUCGUUCCUCUCUACUUUGAAAAGUCCAAGUGGACGGCGGUAGCGAUGUUAGGAGUCAUGAAAUCAGGUGCUGCGUUUGUCCUGCUGGAUCCCUCUCAUCCCCUGGAACGUACCGGCGCCAUCUGUCGCCAGCUAAAGGCAUCAGUUCUAGUGUCUUCUUUUGACAACCAAAGCUUAAAGGCCUGUCAGGUUUGA